Messenger RNA from Exophiala oligosperma, 976 nucleotides. RefSeq lists its product as uncharacterized. Bases 172 to 768 code for a protein of 198 amino acids. The transcript has a single exon. The record is from RefSeq and is a predicted model, not a curated record. NCBI's taxonomy places the organism in Eukaryota, Fungi, Ascomycota, Eurotiomycetes, Chaetothyriales, Herpotrichiellaceae.
UAUCGACUCACAUUUGAACGAUACAACACUUGUUCCCAUCAUCGAGAUUGAUAUUUGACACUGUCAUCCUCACUUAACCAUCGUCUCCCUUCGCCUCUACCUGAAUAUUUCAAACAUAUCCCAACCAACUUCAUAAGUUUUGGGAUUCUCUCUCCGUGUGUCAGGUUUACAAUGGCCUCUUCAUCAGAUCCGAUAUCCAAACACACGGCCACCAACGGCGCCACCCCACUCCGGGACACCACCACCUACAUCACCGGCCACAACAAGAAAGAUUACACCGCCAUUUAUGAAUCGGUACGCCCCGCGGAAUGGCAACCCAUCAAGGAAACAAAUCACUUCAACGUCAGUUUCACCACUUCCGAGAUGCCUGUUUGUAUGGACGACGACAAGGACAUUGAACAACACGACCGGGUCAUGGCUUCCAACACGCUAGGUCUGGUGAGACCCAACGGGACCGUAUGUAGGACCGUCGAUUUCGCCCCGGCGGGUGAAGCACUCAUGCACCGUACCAAGAGUUUGGAUUACGGUAUCGUCGUGGAGGGUGAAAUCGAGUUGCACCUGGACUCGGGAGAAGUCAAGACCCUCAAGAGGGGUGACGUCGCGGUCCAGAGAGGUACCAUGCACGCUUGGAAGAAUUCGAGUCCCACCCAGUGGGCCCGCAUGAUCUUUGUCCUCCAGGACAGUACCCCCGUCAAGGUCGGCGAUAAAAUCUUGGGUGAAGACUUGGGUCAUGCAAAGGGUGUCAUCCCGGACAGUGGCAAUCAGUGAAAGGAACAGGACCUAGAUAUUGAGAUACAGUUCGAGAUUGAUUACGAGAGAGUCGAGAUAUGUCGAGUCAUUCCUCUGAGGGAGAUUCCUACGGGUGGUAUCAAUGGUGAGAGGGGAGAAAAGGGGAAGUGAGAGUGCGUUUUAACGUAUAUGCUACUUAGAAUCGCAAAGACUGCGUCAAAGAACUCACAUAAAGAGGAUUCAGUGC